Styela clava is the source of this 426-nucleotide messenger RNA. The record is from RefSeq and is a predicted model, not a curated record. Lineage: Eukaryota; Metazoa; Chordata; Ascidiacea; Stolidobranchia; Styelidae.
AUGGCAGAGGCUCGAGAGAAAACAUUCAAACGUGAGAUAUGUGGCAAAGGAUUUACUCACAAAAGGCAGCUCAAGAAUCAUUUUAAAUCACACUUCCCUGAUGAGCCAGAAAAUCAAAAACAGAAGUGUGAAAUUUGUGGAAAGAUGCUCAGCAGUGUGCAAAGAAAAACUGUACAUAUGAAACAACAUACGGGAGAAAGACCAUACAAAUGUGAUGUAUGUGGAAAAAGCUAUUGUGAUAAAGGUGCCUUGAAAAAGCACAUUAUUCGACAUUCUAAAAAAUUCACGUGUGAAAUAUGUGACAGACCAUUUGGAUGUCGUUCUGCAUUAACAGAUCACAUGCCACUCAUACCAACGAAAAAUAUUUUGAAUGCACUAUUUGUCAAGUGUUAUUUUCUAGGAAAAACAAUUUAUAUCGGCAUAUGA